ACAAGCGGACAGCAGCAGCAGGGCUGGCCUGGCCUGGCCCGGGACUCCCACAUCUCCUCUGCGCGCUGCGGCCAGUGAGCAAAAGGCGACCGGAGCCACACAGCGAGGAUGAGUUUGCUGUCGGCGAUCGACACGAGUGCCUCCGUGUACCAGCCGACACAGCUCCUGAACUGGGUCUACCUGUCCCUGCAGGACACCCACCAGCCGAGCGCUUUCGAUGCCUUCAGACCCGAGCCUUCGUCCCACCACCACCACCACCACCACCACCACGAUCUCAACUACGCCAAGGCGGCCGAUCUGGGCACUUCGCUUUAUUCCAACUACUUGAACAACUUUUCCCAACUUCAGAGGAACGAGGCUAUUACCAACGGUUUAUACAAGAGUGCUUCCCCCUAUGGUUCUCUGAGUAACAUUGUGGACGGGCUGAGUUGUCUGACAGACCAUUUCUCGGAUCUAUCUUUAUCGGCAGAACCUCGGAAACCCGGCAAAAGACCUCCACCAAACUAUCUGUGCCAUCUCUGCUUCAACAAGGGCCAUUACAUCAAGGACUGCCCCCAGGCCCGUCCCAAGGGAGAAGGCCUGACCCCUUACCAGGGAAAGAAGAGGUGCUUCGGUGAAUACAAAUGUCCAAAGUGCAAAAGAAAGUGGAUGAGUGGUAACUCCUGGGCCAACAUGGGCCAAGAAUGCAUCAAGUGCCACAUCAACGUUUACCCCCACAAACAGCGGCCUUUGGAGAAGCCGGAUGGACUGGAUGUGUCUGACCAGAGUAAAGAGCAUCCUCAGCACCUGUGCGAGAAGUGCAAAGUCCUCGGUUACUAUUGUCGCCGAGUGCAGUGAGUGAAGCAGCAGCCGUCCUAUUAUCAUCCACAACCAUCCCACCUGCUUGCCUCUCUCCCUUCCUCUCCCAACACUGCUUUAGAGUCCUUGGACCACCACUCAGCUGAAAGAAGAAUUUACCAAAAUCUCGUUCUAAGCAAAAAACUAAUAGGCCUUAAACUGGUAGAAUGUAACUCUUUCCUGUGUAUGUGUAUAUUUCCAGGUUGUAUUUAUGGUUUUAUUAACUACCGAAAGCAGUAUUACCAAUAACCGUUUUAAACGGCACCUUAAAUGUGGUGCCUCGCUACUCUUGUUUACAGAGACUUUGUACCAUGAGCUAGUGGGAGGAAGAACUAUAACNAAAAAAACUGGGCUGACAUGUGUUUUUAAACCCAUCCAACUGUCCCACUGCUAAAUCAUUAGGCCAACACUUUGUGAAUUUUUCAUAGGCAAGUCAGCUUUGCCCCCUAGUUCUUUGCAUUGAGAAAGCUGGCGAGAUUCAGCAUUAGAAAAGUGAAAAAUACUGAACAUGGGUAUUGGCAAGUGGUUACAAUGGUGCCUAACAAUUAGUAUCUGAUAAUGUAGAUUGAAGUUUAACUAUAGGACUUUGUGGCACAGUAACAGAAAUAGAGAUAUUAACUCUUUGGGUACUGAAUAAUAUUUCUUAAUGUAGGGCUCAGUCAGAUUGUGGAGUUAAGUAUAAACAUAUAAAAGGCUGUAAUAAAACCAGCGAUGAAGUAUAAUACUGUGAAUUUCUAAAAACACUUAAAGCUUUGCAUUAUCUGCAGGAGAGCGUCAAUGUCAUUGGCACUACAGCUCUUUAAAAGCUCUCACUAAGUGCCUUAGUAGCUCUUGAAAUGUAUCUUUGGAGUGUAUUUGUAUAUAACACUAUUGCUCUUUACCCCAUUUUAGUUUAAACACACAUUGCCUCUUCCACUCCUCUCCCUCGAUGAAGUAAACCAUUUCCCAACCUCUACCAUGUCCUUUUCCCCAUACACCUGCAAAUUUGAUGAGGAUGAUGACAGAAUAUCAAUGCAGAGUCUCUCUUUGCUUUCUUCAUAACCUCAAACACAC
Callorhinchus milii (elephant shark) is the source of this 1890-nucleotide messenger RNA. It is a transcript of the gene zcchc24, whose product is annotated as zinc finger, CCHC domain containing 24. The coding region runs from base 109 to 837 and encodes 242 amino acids. The record is from RefSeq and is a predicted model, not a curated record. Gene Ontology annotation, molecular function: zinc ion binding; nucleic acid binding. Lineage: Eukaryota; Metazoa; Chordata; Chondrichthyes; Chimaeriformes; Callorhinchidae. The transcript is spliced from 4 exons.